Molecule: messenger RNA, 1623 nt
Organism: Dentiscutata heterogama
Lineage: Eukaryota; Fungi; Glomeromycota; Glomeromycetes; Diversisporales; Gigasporaceae
Source: the annotation of a GenBank genome assembly
AUGGAUCCAUCUAGUCACCUUCGAACACCAUCACAAACGUCUCUUUCCUCACUUUCAAAUUCUCCAAAACUUCAUUUUCUCAUUCCAAUACUUCCUGUACUAACAAUUUUUGGUCCCGGAUUUCAAUCUAUAUCAACCUUUACAUUUUUAUGUAUAGGUUUUAUGUUUGCUUAUAUGAAUAUGUUGGGAUCUGUCGGUUUAAAAGGUUAUCCGGGAAUAAUAUUCUCUAUCGGUUUAUUGGUGAAUCUGAUUAUGCUUAUAAGUUUGAUUUUAGACAAAAUUUCUCAACAUAUGUUUAGUAUUGUUGGGUGGGCAAGAGUUUUAACAUUCCCUUGUGUUUGGACGGAUGAAAUUUUGCAAUUCGCUUCAUUUGCCGGUUUAGGCGGCAUAAAUUUUGUCCUAGCUUGGGGUGGCCCUAUAGGUUGUGACGUACUCACUAAUUGGCUUCUAACUAAUACAAAAAAAUCAUUAAAUAUUCAAGAUACUGGUCCGUUGAUAGUCGAUCAAGAUUUGGAAGACCAUAGCACUGACACAAUUUUACCCAUCAACAAUAGUCAUCGUAAACGUCAUUUAAUUAAAUUUUCUAUACCUCCAAUUUUUACUUCCCUUUUUGUAUAUUUAGUCGUGUUAUUUUUAGUCAUCACUUAUGGUUCUAUUAGACUUUCAACUGGAUACGUACCAUUUUAUCAGCAAAGUAUUAAUGAUUUCGCUCCUUCCUCGUUAAUAAUGAUGGGUUGCGUAAUUCGUCAAAAUUCUUCGACUAAUUCCGAUUAUAUUGAAACAACUCGUGAAUUAGCUGCAAACGGCAGCAAAAUAGUGUUAUGGUCAGAAGGCUCUGGAAAUAUAACUGAUACCACCCAAUUAAAUGACCUUUUAAUCUCACUCACAAAUAUUUCUCAAACUUAUAAUACAUAUAUAGGUGUUGCGUAUAUCGACUUUCGUCCUGAACUACCUCAUUAUAAUAAAUUAGCAGUUAUUUCUCCAUCAGGUGACAUAAUAAUAGAUUAUGCAAAAUCACAUUUAGUUCCACUUCUAGAGAGUAGUGUAUUUAAGCGAGGUGCAAAUGUGUUGCAAACUAAUGUAACGAAAGAAUUUGGUGUUAUUGGUGCGGCAAUUUGUUUUGAUUAUGAUUUUUCAUCGUUAAUUAAACAAGCUUCUAGUAAAGAUGUGAAUUUAAUGUUGGAUGCAAGUAAUACUUGGGGUAAAAUGUCUUCAUCAAAUUUCAUUUAUUCUCAAUAUAUUUUAAAAAUAAUUUAUUUAUCUUUUCCCUUAAAUUUUCACAUACUAUUAUAUAUAGGUCCCGUAGGAAUUCUUCAUGCUCGUAUGAAUGCUAUCCGAUCAAUAGAAAAUGGUUUCACUAUGUUAAGAUGUAACGCAAAUGGAAUAUCCGGUGUUUGGGGACCAUACGGGCAGCUUUAUCAUUAUGUACCAACUACAAUUACAAAUACUAAAUUUGCCAUAUUUCAAGUACCAUUGUAUCCAAGGGUUAAAACUGUUUAUGGUAUAUUUGGUGAAACUUUUGGAUGGAUGUGUGUUGCUAUAAGUGGUGCGAUAACAAUUGCUAUGAUAAUAGAGUGGAAAGGAAGUGCGGAAUGUAAAGCAAUUAUUUUGAGGUGGUUUUGA